Rotaria sp. Silwood1 is the source of this 1695-nucleotide messenger RNA. NCBI's taxonomy places the organism in Eukaryota, Metazoa, Rotifera, Eurotatoria, Philodinida, Philodinidae. The record is from the annotation of a GenBank genome assembly.
AUGUCUGCAGCAAAGCCUAAGCCAAAGACUGGUACUUCCUCAGUUUCAAAAGUCACAUCAAAAAAUACCGUUACAACUUCGAAAACAAGUAGUGUAGGAGCUUCAUCAUCAAAAUCUCAUUCACUUGGAAGUGUAAAACCAGAAAAACAGUUACACAUCACAGCCUCCGUUGUCAAAGACUCUGCCAUUACACCAUCGACAACUGUGAAACCAAGUAAAUUCUAUUUUUCUUGUCGAAACAACGACAUCGAUUCAGUUACUUCAUUACUAUCAACACUUACGCUCGGAGAAAUUAAUCAAAUUGAACCAAAUGGAUCCACAGCUCUACAUGCUGCUGCUUACUAUGGAAAUAAGGAAGUAGUCAAAUUGCUUUUAUCGAAAGGUGCUCAACGCAUGAUUAAAAAUGUUCAUGGUUGCACACCGUAUGAUGAAGCUAAAACAGAAGAUAUAAAAAAGUUAUUUCAACGUAUGGAAAGAGCUGAAGCGGAAUCCAGAAGUCGAUUUGCUGGUGUAAAAGGUCCAUCAUAUGAAUGGAUCUUCGUCAAAAGUGAUCCUUCGAGUUAUGCUUCAUUCAAUCGUGAAAGUUUAUGGAAGUGUCAAAAUGACGAAGAAUUUGAUCGUUUAUGCCGUGGAAUUCAGCAGUACUAUAUCAAUGAGAAUGGACCGUUGGCCGAUGUAAAACAUAUUGAAUCAGUUCGUUUGUUUAUUGAUACAGCAAUUAAAAACAAUGAUCCAACGCAGGUUGUUCGUGCUUAUACAGCAGAGAGUGGCUUUUACCAUCGAGUUAACACAGACCUCGCCCAAAUGCCAACUCAUUGGUCUGGAACUAAACAUGAACGAAAUAUUGCAUCAAUAAUGCUGUUUCAUCCUGUGUUUCAAAGCUUUUCAUUUACAGGUGAAACUUACCGUGGAAUGAUCAUGUCAUUAGAAGAUCUGCAGGACUAUGUCGUUGAUUCCGUAUUUAUGAAUAAGACAUUUCUGAGUACAUCAAAAGAACGAACACGAGCUGAGUCCUUUGCUGUAUCAGAUGGAUCAUCUACAGUUUUUGAAGUUGUUUGUAAAUAUUCGAUCAAGCAUACUGGUACAGCUCUAGCUAUUGAAAAUAUCUCGGAAUAUCCUGUUGAGAAAGAAGUUCUUAUACUGCCAUAUGCUUCAUUCAAAGUAAAAAGUAUUCGAAAAUCAAGUGGAAAAGCUAGUGUUUUUACUGAAAUUGAUGUAGAAGAAGAGGAUGAAGUGAAAUGGACAAUGAAAAAAUCGUAUAAGACGUCACACACGCAUACUUCAGUCAAAAAGAAGAUAGUUGGAAACCAAGAUGAUGACAAUGAUGCCUAUAAUAAAAUGUUUAAAGAUUCACAAGAAAAAGGAAAAAUUGAUCCAGCUGAUUUAGCCAAAUGGAAACAAGAAAGUUUUGGAAUUGAUUCUGAAACAGAUACGUAUGCGAAAAUAUGGAAUGAUGCAAAGAAAGGUAAAUUUAGUAAGAGCGAUGUGGCAAAAUGGAAAAAAGAAUGUGGUAUAGUUACAAAAGACGAUGAUUAUAAUGAUUCCGAUUUAGAAAGUUAUGAUGGUGAAAAUAAUCCGAAUGUUUUUACAGCAUCGAAUGAACAGAGUUAUGCUACAACAAAAACAUUCAGUUCAAAACAUCCAUUUGAUAUGAAAGAAUUUACGGCAAAAUUUGAAAAUGAUAGUGAUGAUUAG